UCGAAAUAGAGAUCCUUAAUCGGAGUUAGUUUGCGCCAGAUAUUCUGGAUAUUCGUUGGAUUGGAAGUUUUGGCCUUUCCACACACACACAUACAAUGGAUUAUGAUAUGUUCAUUGCAGAUGAUAUGUGUAUAUCUUUUGCAACAUAUUUUAUCAUUUACUGACACGGACAUAACCCUUCCAAAUUAUAUUAAAAGCGCAAGCGCAAUGGCUAAUGUGCAGAACCUGAGUGGGGAAUCACCCAAUGCCACCAAAUCUACGAAUCUUGCGCCAAGUUUUUUUCCAGUUUGAUUCAUUCCGUUUCCGUUCAAUCGCAUUCAAUCGUUCAUUCAGUUUCCACUUCAGUUUCGUGUAGUCGAGUGUUACCCCUCGCUAGCAUACAUUUUUUCAAGUUGAUUUUAAAGUGAACUUUUUCAUCAGGAAGUAAAAUGGCCCUAAAUGUGCCAAACGUGAAAUUCUACAACGGGAACGAAAUUCCAAUUUUCGGUCUAGGAACUUGGAAGUCCCAACCCGGUGAAGUAACAAAGGCAGUUAAAGAUGCAAUUGACAUCGGUUACAGACACAUUGAUUGUGCCCACGUUUACGCAAACGAGAAGGAAGUUGGUGAAGCGAUUAAGGCAAAAAUCGCUGAAGGCGUUGUAAAAAGAGAGGACCUAUUUAUCACUAGUAAAUUAUGGAACACUUAUCACAAACCAGAACUUGUCGAGCCUAUGAUUAAAAAAACCCUGGAGGAUCUUGGCUUAGAUUAUUUGGACCUCUACUUGAUUCACUGGCCUUUUGCCUACAAGGAUGGCUCUGACAAUUUCCCUAAAACUCCAGAAGGCUUGCCUUUGCUCGAUGACAGUGUAGAUUAUCUCGAUACCUGGAAAGCAAUGGAAGCCGUUUUCGCAAAGAAACUAACGAAAAACAUCGGUGUCAGUAACUUCAACUCUGAGCAAAUCGAUAGAUUGCUCAAGAACUCUACAAUUAAGCCAGUCACGAAUCAGAUCGAGUGUCAUCCCUACCUCAAUCAGAAGAAAUUAUCAGAUUACUGCAAAGAAAAGGGAAUCGUCAUUACUGCUUACAGUCCUCUCGGUUCUCCAGACAGACCGUGGGCGAAGCCUGAUGAUCCAAAACUUAUGGAUGACAAAAAACUCCAAGAGCUUGCAAAGAAAUACAAGAAAUCUGUUGCUCAAGUUCUUAUCCGCUAUCAGAUCGAUCGUGGUCAUGUGGUAAUUCCGAAAUCAGUGACAAAAACUCGCAUCGCAGAAAAUAGCGAAGUCUUCGAUUUCAAGCUCACCGCUGAUGAUAUCGCUUACAUCGAUUCCUUCGAUUGCAACGGCAGAAUUUGCCCUAUGUUCGGAACCGAGGUAUCGAAACACUACCCUUUCAACAUUCCAUUCUAAUUGUCACUUUCACGUGACAUCUUAAAAAUAUUACGUUAUAUUUAAUUAAUAUUUUUGGAAAUAUUUUUUUUAUUGAAUAUUCUGUGGCGUAAUAUUUGCGAGAUUUAGUCCCCUGCAUCCAUCAUGUCAAGUCUUCCAGCUGCAAGUUUUCUAAACUCUUUAACACAGUAGAGUCUCAAUUUUUAUUAAUUCAUAAUUUUGUAUUCACGUUCCAAUGGAAAUAAAAAAAAUAUUUAA
Belonocnema kinseyi is the source of this 1622-nucleotide messenger RNA. Its product is annotated as aldo-keto reductase family 1 member B1-like. Gene Ontology annotation, molecular function: aldose reductase (NADPH) activity. Bases 429 to 1385 code for a protein of 318 amino acids. The record is from RefSeq and is a predicted model, not a curated record. The transcript has 5 exons. Lineage: Eukaryota; Metazoa; Arthropoda; Insecta; Hymenoptera; Cynipidae. Gene Ontology annotation, cellular component: cytosol.